This is a messenger RNA of Solanum pennellii, 563 nucleotides long. RefSeq names its product major allergen Pru ar 1-like. Bases 38 to 517 code for a protein of 159 amino acids. Gene Ontology annotation, molecular function: abscisic acid binding; signaling receptor activity; protein phosphatase inhibitor activity. Gene Ontology annotation, cellular component: cytoplasm; nucleus. Gene Ontology annotation, biological process: abscisic acid-activated signaling pathway; defense response. The transcript has 2 exons. The record is from RefSeq and is a predicted model, not a curated record. NCBI's taxonomy places the organism in Eukaryota, Viridiplantae, Streptophyta, Magnoliopsida, Solanales, Solanaceae.
GAUACUACUACAAUUUUCUUCUCAGAAUCAAAACAUUAUGGCUGUCACCACCUUCACUGAGGAGAACACUUCUUCACUUCCACCCAAAAGAAUAUUCAAGGCCUCCAUUGUUGAUUCUCAUAACUUGAUCCCUAAGUUGAUGCCACAAGCUAUCAAAAGCAUUGAAGUUCAAGGUGAUGGAGGUGCUGGAAGCAUCAAGACUAUCAAUUUCCCUGACGGUGGAAACUUUAAGUGCAUAAAGUAUCGUGUUGAUGAGCUUAACGAGGAGGCAUACACAUACAAGUACACAUUGAUCGAAGGUGAUGGACUGGUAGACAACCUUGAGAAGAUAACUUAUGACGUGAAGUUUGAGCAGUCAGCAGAUGGCGGUUCCAUCUCUAAGGUGACUAGCUCUUACUAUACUGUGGGAGAUUUCAAGCUCAAGGAAGAGGAAAUUAAGGCAGGCAAAGAGAAGGUUUUGGCGAUGUUCAAAGCUGUAGAAGCAUAUCUCCUUCAGAAUCCUGAAGCUUAUGCUUAGAAGUUAGAGAGUUGCUAUGCUAUGGGAUGGUUGUUUUCUCUAUGAA